CACCACAACGACAAGGUAGUAAAAUUUGAUCGCCAAUUCAGAAUCCAUUAUCCUUCCGUAGAAGGAAACCUCUUCACGACGCCAUUAUUGAAGCAGGCCGAUCGCGACCGAGGUUUUUCGAGAUGAAAGGCCAUGGCGCUCUCGAGGUGGCCAAGACGGUCGUCGAGAUCGCAGACGUGGCCUGGACUGCGGUUGAGUCCUGCAAUCACCACAGACAUAGCGAACAUGCCGCUAACUGCGCUCCUGCAGAGGAAGAAGGGCUGGAGGCUCUGCGAUUGGAGAAUCGGAGAUUGAGGAAUUUGCUCGAGAAAAACCUCGACCUCCUUCAGAACCUCUCUGAAUCGCACUGUUUGCUGAAGGAUUGCCCUCCUGAUCUGUACGCUCGUCUCGUUGCGACAGUGGAUUCUGAGAAGUUCUUAAAUGAAAUUAAAUCCCUCAACGAAGCAUCAAAAGAUGGAAUUAGCUAUGAGUUCCCUUUCAGGGAAGCUACAGGAGCUGAUUCGCAUACAGCUGAUAUUCUUGUGAAUGUUAGCCGUGAAGCACCCAGUUGGUGGAUUUGGGUUACUGAAGAUAUGGUUCCGAGCAAAGUCGAGGAAUGGAGUGGGAUUGAUGACGAAAGUUAUGUGAUUGUAUCCGAGGAACAUGUGGUGGAUGCAGUUGCCCAUUUUAUGGCUAGAUGUAUUAUGUCAAACCCAAAAACCCGGAAUGUCACGCCUGAGGUGCUGCAGAAAACAUUAGCAAAAGCCCUGAAUAGUAUGGGCAGCAAAAUGGAGAAGAUGUUUGAAAUUUGGCAUGCUGGGCUACUGUUUUAUACCUUAUCCACUUGGGGACUUGCACUGGCAGGCUUGUACCAGGGUCGUGCUAUGUUGAAACUGGCUGCCACUGGUGUUCACCAUACAAGCAAAGCGGUGAUGAAUGUACUGUGAAGAAGCUAUUUAUAUUCACCAAAUGUAUGAUAUUGUUUGAAGUUCAUUUCGUUUUCGUUUUCUUUUGAUUAUUCGUUCUAUCAAGUGAUGUAAAUAGCUGUCAACAUUUGUUAUGAUAUUGUUUGUUGUUCAUGUCUUCUUGUGAUUACUCGUUGUAUCAAGUGAUGUUGAUUUCCGUUAGAUUUGUAAAUCUUGUACAAUAGCUUCACUCCCAGUUGAAAGUCCAUUGUUUGCUUUUGUGCUA
Molecule: messenger RNA, 1170 nt
Organism: Momordica charantia (bitter melon)
Lineage: Eukaryota; Viridiplantae; Streptophyta; Magnoliopsida; Cucurbitales; Cucurbitaceae
Product: elongation factor
Source: RefSeq, a predicted model, not a curated record